UCCAUAUUCUGCAAUUGCUGCAUUCUAGAGAGAGAAAGAGAGUCUCCAGAGAGAGAGAGUGCUCUAAUGGAGUACGAGAGGAUACACAAAGUUCAGACCGGUAUAAUUUCUCCAAGUAAAUUGAGGAUGAAGCUUAUGGGACCUCACCACCAGAGGAAAAAGGAUGGAUCGAAUAGUAACUCUUCAAGAACAUCCCCUUCCAAGCUUGAGGAUUCAGAGUUUGUGAAGAACAGCUUAUUAGCCCUUGAAGACGAAGCUUCAAGCUUAGAAGUUUCAUCAGUAAAAUUACCUGGAAACGUGAUGCCGGAUUUGGCUCAAGGUGAUCAAAUCUCUUGCCAGCCAAAGGAGAGCUUGCCAAGGGAAAACGGCAGUGUGGGUCGGGUUAAAACUCAGCAAUACUCAAAGUGUGAUACUGGUAAUUCAAGUACAAUUCACCCAGUGAGAUCUCUAGAAGAGGAAAAUCUUGACUAUGACAGUAAUGCUAGUUCCUCUAGCUUUGAGUUUCAUAAAGAGAGAUCGCUUCACAAUUCCGUGUCAAGAUCGCUGUCGAGGCCUAUGCCAUCUAAGUGGAAUGAUGCAGAGAAAUGGAUAAUGAAUAGGCAAAAUGCACAAGCUAAUUAUACUAAAAAGAAUGUGUUACAGAGUCAAGCAAAUCGAUUGGCUGGGGCAAAUAUGGUGAGGGUUGCUCCUGAGUCAGCGAGCACCGAUCACAAGUUAUCGGUUAAGCGGGUCGACUUCUGCCAACCUGCAGCACAAAUGGGGUUGGAGAAGUUCUCUUUUGUCCCUAAUGGGGCUCACCCCAUUUCAGCUCAAGCAAAUGGAGGCAAUGCAUUAAUUGAUUUGUGUCAAACUAAGGAUUUAAAGGAAGUCGAUCCCAGGGAGUUGUCUUGUUUAAAAGGCCCACCAGAAGACACAACAGGUUUUUCUGCCAUAAGAGCGGUUUCAAUGAGAGACAUGGGAACAGAAAUGACCCCUAUUCCAAGUCAAGACCCUUCAAGGACUGCUACCCCUGUUGGAGCAACAACCCCGCUCCGCAGUCCAACUUCUUCACUACCAUCUACUCCGCGAAGAGCUGGUGCACCGGCGCCUACACCUGCAGAGCACAUGACCGAUGAUGAAUCACGGGACUACCGAAACAGAGAACUGUCAGAAGAAGAAUUGAAGCUCAAGACAAGGAAAGAGAUUGUAGCUCUUGGUGUCCAACUUGGGAAAAUGAAUAUUGCUGCCUGGGCAAGUAAAGAUGAGAAGGAGAAAAGUGCUCAAUCAGGUGAAACCCAUGAUCUGGAAGACCAUGAACGGAUUGAAUAUGAAAGAAGGGCAGCUGCAUGGGAGGAAGCUGAAAAAUCUAAACAUGCUGCGAGAUAUAAGCGUGAAGAGAUCAAAAUCCAAGCUUGGGAAAGUCAGCAAAAGGCAAAGCUGGAAGCAGAGAUGCGAAGAAUAGAGGCCCAAGUUGAACAAAUGAGGGCUCAUGCUCAAGCAAAGAUGGUGAAGAAGAUUGCCAUGGCAAGGCAAAGGUCGGAAGAAAAAAGGGCUGCUGCUGAAGCCAAUAGAAAUCGGGAGGCAGAAAAAACUUCAGCUCAAGCAGAAUAUAUUCGCCAAACAGGUCGGAUUCCAACAUCCCAAUUUGUAUGUUGUGGUUGGUUGUGAUGAAAUUGGAAAAUAAUGCACAAAAAGGAAUUUCUUCUCCAUACCAUCACACUCUGCUUUGGAUUUCUUUGUUUCAUGGGAGGUGUGCUGUUACAUUAUUCAAUCCUGUAUUUAUCGAGCAACUUCAGUGUGUAAGUUGUUACAUGAAGUGAUCUGUGCGAUUGAUGCACCUAAGAUGAACUUAACUAAAAGAGUUGACAGAUAAAAUCACAAAUCUCCUCCAUUAUGAAGGAAA
Vitis riparia (riverbank grape) is the source of this 1882-nucleotide messenger RNA. Its product is annotated as remorin 4.1. Bases 67 to 1647 code for a protein of 526 amino acids. Lineage: Eukaryota; Viridiplantae; Streptophyta; Magnoliopsida; Vitales; Vitaceae. The record is from RefSeq and is a predicted model, not a curated record. The transcript has 6 exons.